AUGAAACCGGUGGGGAUAAGGGUCACUUUGUAUGGUCAUUUUAGUGGCAUUAGGGCGAUUAUGAAUGCUCUGGAAGAAGAAGAACGGGCCGCCAUUCGGAACUCUUCGAUUGGAAAAUUUGUUCAUGCUCUACAACUAGUACUGGUUGAAGCUGCCUUGCUUGAUGUUGUGCAAGUCAAUUCAACAUCAUCUUUUGAGUCACAAAGAGAAGGGGAAAAGGAUGAGUCUCCAGAGAAGAAGAUUCGCCUGAACCCUGCACAUGCUAGAGAGCUCCAUGAAGAGGAGAAGACAGUAGUUGACUACAUAAUAACAGAUGAUGGUGAAUCUAAGUUUGAUAAGAAAGAGCUUGUGUGGUCUAACAAGGAAGAGGAUGUUAAGUUGUGUAACUUCAAUGCUUUUGAGAGAAGCUACGAUCACUAA
Messenger RNA from Arabis nemorensis, 420 nucleotides. NCBI's taxonomy places the organism in Eukaryota, Viridiplantae, Streptophyta, Magnoliopsida, Brassicales, Brassicaceae. The record is from the annotation of a GenBank genome assembly.